Messenger RNA from Agelaius phoeniceus (red-winged blackbird), 2805 nucleotides. It is a transcript of the gene RBM28, whose product is annotated as RNA binding motif protein 28. The record is from RefSeq and is a predicted model, not a curated record. Gene Ontology annotation, molecular function: mRNA binding. Gene Ontology annotation, cellular component: nucleolus. Lineage: Eukaryota; Metazoa; Chordata; Aves; Passeriformes; Icteridae.
AUGGCGGCGCCCGAGGCGCGCACGGUGCUGGUGCGGGGCCUCCCCGCCGGAGCCACCGCCGCGCUCCUGGAGCGGCUCUUCGGGCACCUGGGGCCGAUCCGCCGCUGCUUCGUGGUCACUGAGAAGGGCUCCCCGAAAUGCCGCGGGUUCGGGUACGUGACGUUCUCUCUGAGCGAGGACGCGGCGCGGGCGCUGCGGGAGCCCCCCGAGCUGGGCGGGCGGCGCCUGCCCGUGAGCCCCGCCCGGCCGCGGGCCCGGCCCCCCGGGAGGGGCACGGAUACCCCCGGGGCACGGGGGGAGCGGGGGGAACAGGGAGAGACCCCCCCGGAACCCCCCCGUGCCAAGAGACCGCGGGGCCCCUCCCGCAAGGCACGGCUGAUCCUGCGCAACCUCAGCUUCCAGUGCUCUGAGGAGGAGCUCCGGGCUCUCUUCACCCCCUUUGGCCCUGUGGUGGAGCUGAACCUGCCCCGCAAGCCUGAUGGGACCCCGAGGGGCUUCGCCUUCGUCCAGCUCCGGAACCUGCGUGAGGCGGCUGCGGCCCUGCGGGGGCUCAACGGGGCCCAGAUCAAAGGGCGGCCCCUGGCCGUGGACUGGGCCGUGGCCAAGGACAAGUACCAGGGGACACAGGGACCCCCAAAACCGCCUGAGGGAGAGGAGAAAGGGGAGAAAAAAAAGGAAAAAGAGGAAGAAGAGGAUGAUGAAGGAAAAGAUGAGGAGGAGGAAGAGGAAGAGGAGGAUGAAGAGGAGGAUGAAGAGGAGGAGGAGGAGGAGGAGGAGGAGGAGGAAGAGGCUGCCCUGGCGCCCCGGAAGACCCCAAAAAGGGGAUCAGGACUCAGAGCUGGGCUGGGGCCCAGGAAAAAAAAGAAGAUAGAGGAAGAUGAGGAGGAGGAGGAAGAUGAAGAAGAGGAAGAGCAGGAAGAAGAUGAGGAAAAAGAAGAGGAUGAGGAGGAUGAGGACGAGGAGGAUGAAGAGGAUGAGGAUGAGGAAGAGGAGCCCCCCCGCAGGCGCAGGCAGCGCCCAUCGGACGUGGGCGAGGGCAGGACCGUGUUCAUCCGGAACCUCUCGUUCGACACCGAGGAGGAGGAGCUGCAGGAGAGCCUGGAGCAGUUCGGGGGGCUCUGCUACGUGCGGCUGGUGCUGCACCCCCACACCGGCACCCCAAAAGGCUCUGCCUUUGCCAAGUUUGAGACCCCCGAGGGGGCCCAGAAAUGCAUCCAGGCUGCUCAGGAGGGGCCCGAGGGCGGGGGGCUGCGCCUGGGGGGGCGGCUGCUGCGCGUGGACCCCGCCCUGAGCCAGGAGCAGGCCCGGGGGCUCCCAGCGGGGACGGCCCGGCCCCGAGGAGGCACCAGGAACCUGUACCUGGCCCGGGAGGGGGCCAUCCGGCCGGGCUCGCGCGCUGCCGAGGGCGUCAGUGACUCGGACAUGGCCAAGCGAGCGCGGUUUGAGGAGCUGAAGCGGCGGCGGCUGCAGGACCCCAACGUGGCCGUGUCGCGGACGCGGCUGUGCCUGCACAACCUGCCCAAGGCGCUGGACUCGGCGCGGCUGCGCGCCCUGCUGCGAGCCACCCUGCGUGGCACCAAUGGUGCUGCUCCCUGCAUCAAGGAGUGCCGGGUGAUGCGGGAGCUGCGGGGCCAGGGCAAAUCUUUGGGGUUCGCCUUCGUGGAGUUCGGGGAGCACGAGGAGGCCCUGGGGGCCCUGCGGCGCCUCAACAACAACCCCGAGCUCUUCGGGGCCCACAAGCGCCCGAUCGUGGAGUUUGCGCUCGAGGACCGGCGGAAGCUGCGGCUGCGGGAGCAGAGGAUCCAGCGGGGGCUGCUCAAGGCCAAGGCCAAGGCAGCUGCAGGAUCUGCAGAGGGUCCCGAGGGAGCUCCGGCCCCCCCCAAGGCACAGCCAGCGCCCCCCAAAUCACAGCCAGCGCCCCCCAAGGCACAGCCAGCACCCCCCAAGGCGCAGCCAGCGCCCCCCAAGGCACAGCCAGCGCCCCCCAAGCAGCAGCCAGCGCCCCCCAAGGCACAGCCAGCGCCCCACAAAUCACAGCCAGCGCCCCCCAAGCAGCAGCCAGCGCCCCCCAAGGCACAGCCAGCGCCCCACAAAUCACAGCCAGCGCCCCCCAAGGCACAGCCAGCGCCCCCCAAGGCGCAGCCAGCGCCCCCCAAAUCACAGCCAGCGCCCCCCAAGGCACAGCCAGCGCCCCCCGCAGGCUCAGGGGGCCCCCAGCCCCCCCCGGGGCUGCCCCCCGGGGCCUCCUGGGCCGGGUUCCGCACGCAGGGCCCGGGGCUCAGGGGGGCUCCCGGCGCCCCCCGCACCAAGGUGCUGGCCCUGCCCUCGCACCGCGGCCCCAAGAUCAGGAAACGGGACAAGGGGAAGAAGGCUCAGCCGCCCCCCAAGCCCCCCAAAGCCCCCAAGGCCUCUCGGCGGCGGGAGAAGCUCCGGGUGCCCCCUCCCCAGGGCCAGCGGCGGCGCCGGGGGGGCCCCGGGGGGGCCGAGGCGCGCUUCCAGGAGCUGGUGGAGAGGUACAAGAGGAAGAUUUUGGGGAGCACCCCCGCCACGGCCCGGGGGGGAAAGUGGUUCGAGAGCUGAGGCUCCCCCAGCACCCCCCUGGCACCCCAAAACCCCCCUGGGGGUGCCGGGGGUCCCAGACCUUACAGGGGGGUCUUGGGGUGCUGCCCCCACGCGCUCUGGGGGGGGCUGGGGGUGGGACCCUGCCCUGGGUCCCUCCUGGCUCCCCCCAGGAUUUGGGGGUGCUCCCCCCCCAUGGCUCUGUGUCUUCCUGGGUUUUAAUAAAAAUGGGUUUUUUGAGGAAAA